AAUCAAACAAAUGAAUCAAAUAUGAAUCGUUGGCAAAUUUGUAAAACAUUAUUUGCAUUAAUAUUUUAUUUAAGUAAUCUAUAUUUAAAUUGUUUAUUAAUUGUCAUUAUAAAUGAACGAAUACCAUUACAAGAAUAUUCAUUACCGGAUAUUGGUUUUGAAUUUUUACCAUAUAGUCAUUAUGCUGUUUAUUUGAUUGAAAUUUAUUUAUCAUUUCUCGGAAUAACAUUAUUAAUAUUAUUCGGUACACAUCAAAUUGGUUGGCAAAUUUUUAGACGUUUUUGUUUAAUAACCGGUAUUACAAUAUUUACACAUUCGGUUUGUUCGGCUGCAACACAAUUACCAAUUUCGGAUAUACGAAAUGAUUGUCAUCAACGUAUUUCAUCGAAUGUUACAAAUUUUCAAUUCAUUCGUGAACUAUUAAAACGAUCUGGGCAGGAAAUUUUUCGUUUCGGUUCAUUUUCAACCAUUAUGAUAAAUGGACAGGCAAAUUUUUGUGGUGGAAAUGUUGAUAUCCUACGUGCUAUUCAUAUAAUUCUUGCUUAUCAAUUUUUAACAACAUAUUUUCGAUCAAAUAGUCUACCGAUUCGGUUAUUAUUCGAAAGACUAAUGUUUUAUUGUUGUUGGAUGGCAAUUUUAAUGAUAAUAAUUGCCCGUAUGAAUUAUUUGGUUAACAUUUUAAUUGCAUAUUAUAUUUGUACAAGAACAUUUUAUAUUUAUCAUACAAUCUGUUUGAAUCAAUCAUUUCAAUAUUCAAACAAUGGUGGUAAUAUGUUUAAUCGAUUUUGGUGGUGGCCAUUA
Molecule: messenger RNA, 801 nt
Organism: Dermatophagoides pteronyssinus (European house dust mite)
Lineage: Eukaryota; Metazoa; Arthropoda; Arachnida; Sarcoptiformes; Pyroglyphidae
Product: phosphatidylcholine:ceramide cholinephosphotransferase 2-like
Biological process (GO): sphingomyelin biosynthetic process; ceramide biosynthetic process
Cellular component (GO): endoplasmic reticulum membrane; Golgi membrane; plasma membrane
Molecular function (GO): sphingomyelin synthase activity; ceramide cholinephosphotransferase activity
Source: RefSeq, a predicted model, not a curated record